AUGGGUUGCUGCUGUGGUAAGAUGGAAGAACGAGUCAAUGAGAAAUUUGCAGAAAGCCAGAUUAUCCUGCGAGAAAUGUGUUGGGCCAAUCUUCGUUACCAAAGGUCCACAGGCUGUUGUCAGAUCCAAGGCAAUGGAGCCCUUGUUCUUACACCAGACGUGCUCUGGUUCGGUUUGCUAUGCAGCACUCAAGAAAUCGAAAUGCCUCUUCGACACAUCCGCUCAUUGGGAGGUGGGUCCGUCAACGCUCCUGGUCAAUAUGGAGGCUAUCCAGGGCUAAUCAUCGACUACGUCGAUCCCACUUCAGGAAUUGAAGACCAGGUUAUGAUAUCGGUACCAAAUCCUGACCACUGGAUGAGAUUAAUCAAUGAUGCUAUUAACAAGGCAAUAAGAUCUUAG
Messenger RNA from Porites lobata, 399 nucleotides. The record is from the annotation of a GenBank genome assembly. Lineage: Eukaryota; Metazoa; Cnidaria; Anthozoa; Scleractinia; Poritidae.